Molecule: messenger RNA, 441 nt
Organism: Ilex paraguariensis (yerba mate)
Lineage: Eukaryota; Viridiplantae; Streptophyta; Magnoliopsida; Aquifoliales; Aquifoliaceae
Source: the annotation of a GenBank genome assembly
AUGGAGAUUUUGACGACAAGCAAAUCUGCCACAGCGGGGUCGCAAGCGGGAUCAGAUGCUGGAGGGGCGGCGCCCCUCAUCAAGGUUGAUACCACUGCCAAAGGAGAAGACAAUGCCUUGGGUGCCAGAGGAGAAAAAGGUGAUGCCUUGGGUGCCAGAGGAGAAAAAGGUGAUGCCUUGGGCACCAAAGAAGGCAAUGGUUUAGGGGCAAAGGGUGCAAGCAGCGGCGGCGCUAGGCUAGGUGGCACAAGGGACCCGUUGGGCGGCACCGAAGACAUGCUGGACAACUUCUGCGGCGAACUAAGCGACGGGUCUGGUCUUUGUAAUGGGUUAGAUGCUAGAGGUGGUGUUGCCCUCACAGUGGGUGACUUGGGGUGUGUCCCUAACACUGGAGAGUUGGGCUCCGUUGGGCAGUUGUCUAGCAUCUGCGGAGAACAAUGA